This is a messenger RNA of Sebastes umbrosus (honeycomb rockfish), 6957 nucleotides long. Its product is annotated as interaptin-like. The transcript is spliced from 5 exons. NCBI's taxonomy places the organism in Eukaryota, Metazoa, Chordata, Actinopteri, Perciformes, Sebastidae. The coding region runs from base 3723 to 6032 and encodes 769 amino acids. The record is from RefSeq and is a predicted model, not a curated record.
AAAGGAAAGCGGCUGCUGUCGUUCAAGCUGAAACGGAAGAAAUCCAAGCAGAAAGAAGAAGAGGGAGGAGGAGGAGGAGGAGGAGGAGGAGAGGUGUUCUACCCGGAUGAACUGGACAGCUUCAACAGCCACCUGAGCUACGACCAGAUCAGUGUUACCACAGAGUGCAGUUUCCGGACUGAAUCGGACUGGGGACCCUCUCUCUGAGUCCUCCUCCAUGAUGAGCUUUGACAUGACUCAGCCACACAGCCCCUCCAAAUCCUACAAGAGUUCGGAGGAGAAGAAGGGAGUGUUUAAUCGCAUCAGCAAUUUCUUCAACUCCAGGAAAAAGAAGAGCAGCAGUAGGAAGCAUUCAGACGCUUCCACCGAUGCAGGUUCCCCAACAUCCCCCUUGUCUCCACGCUCACCCCAGUCUCUACAGGAGGAGGAGGAUGGGCUAAAGACUCCAACUCCUUCUCGGAGAGGCAGUGAGCUAACGGGGCCUUAUUAUGGAGGGACUGAGUCCAGAGCAGGAGCAGACACCCCCACCCAAAGCUCCACUCCCAGCGCCUCAAGCGUGGUCUCUCUGCUCACAGAUGGAGGAGAUCUCCCAUUUGCAGAUAGCAACAGCAGUGGCCGAAGCAGCGUGAGGGAGAUGCACGUGUGCAGGAUCAGCACAGCCAGCGGUGAAAGGAAUUCUGGGGAAUGUGACUUCCGACAUUCUGGACGUUUGCUACUACCACUCAUCCAAGUGCUGAUUUGAGCUCAGAGGUGGCUUUGCAGAAUCAGUGGGUGGAGGAAGUAAGCAAGAGGCUGCAGGUCAGUUUGGAUGAAAAUAUCCAGAUGCAUACAGAGGUUCAGACCACACUGUCGACAGUUAAACCCAUCCUCUCCAAGGCAGCUGAGGCCCCAAAGUCGCCUAACUUAACCUCUAUAAGCUUAGCAUCAAAGAAAACAUCGGUGAAAGUUGGAGAGAAGGGGCACAGCACUGCUCUGAGAGGAAUAACUUUAGGCUCUCAGUCGUCCACCUCGCACCUCAUCAGGACCCAACAGGAAGACGAAGACUCCCCGGACAUGACGAGGGAAAACAAGAGGAGGGGUCAGGUAUUCUCUUGGGACACUGUAGCCACGGCAUGGAGCCCUUCACCUGAGAAAGUGCCCAGAGGUGAUCUCCACAACUCCACAAAGCCAUAUGGGUGGAAACACACAUGGGAGCGGAAGAGUGGGAGGGGGAGAAAGAGAGGGAUGUAAUGAAACAAGAGGGACGACGUUUUUCAGAGCAGACUCACCGCCCGUGCUGGCUAUACCUGUCACAGUAAUUCCAGAGGACGACUCCACAGACAGAAGGGCUCCUACCCCCUCAAAGACUUCGCCCUCCAGUGGCAGCCUGCCAGAAUCAGCCACCUCUUUGCACCGACUACGGGGAGCUCCAGACAACCUCUGCCACAGCCAGAGGAGCCCGACACUGGCACGGGCUCAAAGCAACUCAGGGAGAAACGCAGAUCGAGAGAACUUCGUGUCACGCGCAAGACUGUGAAUCUGCCUUCGAAACACAAGGUUUUCGCCCACAAGGUGCACGUUAGCCCGGAGCCAAGUCUGGAUGGGAGCGAACCAGCGGAAGAAGAGCUCAGCAGAGAUUCAACUACAAAGAGUUCAGACACAACAGAAGUGAAACCACUGCCAAGCCUCCAAAACAAUUACAAUGUGGAACUCAAGGAAGUCAACUUGGGAGCACAUCCAACAACAGGACGAGACUACACACUCUGACACAAAUACUCCUGAAACACCCCUAGUUAAAGAAAAAACAGACUCCGAGGCCUCUGACUUUGAUGAUACCUCUGCAACCUCAGACAUUGUACAGGAGCAAGUCACAAGCGUCGGGGUCUGGGGUGAGAGGCCAAGGGACCAACCAGGCUACGCUUCUAACGAGGGGUUAAAGCAGCAGCAGAAAGUGGGCAUACCCAGCAAGUGGAGCAAAGAGCCCGUCCUCCGCGGCUGGCAACAAGGCAAAAAUGUGACACACAAAGGCUAAGACUCACAGAGAGGCACAAAGUGGGAACAUUCCAGUGAUAUGCCGCCACAGAGGGAACCCUAGCAACAAUAAAACAGUUUCUAUGUUGCAACAUUAAAAGACCAAGCACCAGUGGUCCAUCAAGUCCAACAGCUUCAAAAUCUAAAAUCCCUAAAAGGUUAGCAUCAGAUGCUGAUGUGAAAUCACCAGUGCCUCCAGAUAAAACAGCAGCUGAUGCCGCCGGGUCAGUGGUUACUUCAAAACUGCAGAAACAGCUCAAAACCAAAGAAGCUUUGAAAUCUCCCGUCACUACAACCAAAGUUGGCAGGAAGCAAAGUUUUGAAGAAGCCAAGGCAGGGAAAGCUCUGUCAGGAGACAUUUCUCCCACAAAAACACACAAGACAGGAACAAAGCUUAUUAAAGAAAAGCCAGAUGAGGACAGUGACUCUAUGAACCUGGUAAAUGGCGUGGAGAAAGACCACGAGGACAGUAGUAUUACAACAGGACAGCCAACUGACAGGGAGGGCCUGGAUGUCAAAAAACAAGGGCUAAACCAUCUGGAGAAUAAUGCCUCCUUGUCAUCAAAGAGUCGGUUGCCCGUUUCAUCUCCGACAAGAAAGAGGAACGAUGAGAUGAGUCAAACAAGCGGCAGCAACUUUAAAAAGGUGACAUCUGGGCAGACCGAUUCAGACAGAUCCAAGACAGUCCAGAAGCAGAGUCCAGAGCAGCAAGAAGUAACUCCUGGUGAGAGAUCUGGUAGUGAGACACCACCUCUACUCCCUGAAAGUCCCAAGAAAGGAAGUAUGCUGUCAACCAGACCAUCCAAACACCUCUCUAAAAGAAGCAUUAGCCAGGAAGAGAGUGACACAACCACAGUGUGCGUCUCCCCGCCUCCCACCAAGCAAGGGAAAGCUGUGUCAUCGAGGCUCUCCAAACAUAGCGACGACAUUAAACACCACAAAAGUCCGGUAAAAGAUUCAGCUGAUCCCUCACCCUCUGUAAGCAAGCUUCUACAAGGGGUCAGAGAAGCCCCAACAAAGUAAAAUCCAGGAAACAUUCACCAAGUAAGAAUUCUGAAAGCACAUCCACAUCUAAACGGGAGGACUCAAAUCAGAACGCUAACACAGAGACAGCCGAGAGUGUCACAGCAGAUCAAGUGAAAGACAAUGCCAGCUGUGACAGAUUUAUAUUCACGUCUCUGUCUACAGAGGAACAAGAGCACAUAAUAAAACUCACAGACAAUCAGUCCGGUACCAGUGAAAACACGCUGGAAGGAAAAGAGACAAAGGAAUUAGAGGAGAGCAUAACCAGUCCUGCAACUGCAGAGAUUUCAGAAAUCCAACCAAUACAUAACAACAAUGUGAUUAUUACAGAAAACACUCAAGUAAAAGUUACACCAGUUACAGGCCCAGGGGCUGAGGUAUUGCCUAGCAGUGAGGUUGCCAAGGUAAGUCUAUCUCAGUCACCAGUUACUCAGACUGAUUGCCAGGGAGGACAGCAUGAGGCCCAACCACAAACAAAAGUCGAGUCUCACAUUCACACCACACGGGAACAGGAAACACCGUUUUCACCAAAGACUUGUCCAGAAGAAGUAAAAGAGAAAGACAUUUUAGAGACAACCCAGCUAAUAAGUAACAUAAAACCAGAUUUAAUCCAGGAGAGAGGCCUUCCAGAGCCAAAUUCUGCAGCAUUGGCUCAGGAUAUAAUACCUGCUCAUGAGGAUGUAACUGAUAUGUCAGCCAAGCCUGUUGUUGGUGACAGCACUCACUGUGACAUAAUGACCCCCUCUGAUCAGGAAGGUGUUAUGCCCGAUAGUGUUUCCCUUAAAGAAACAAAUAAGGUCACACCUAAGGAAUAUAAUAGCAGAAAUAGUCUUUCUGCUGAAUUGGCCUCAAAAGACCAAGAUGCUGAGCCAAAGGAUGUACUUUUAGCCCCUCCUAUUUCAGUUGAUGCUAACCUGGCCAGUACAGAGCAGCAAAAGGAGUUAUUGAAGGAUCAAACCACAAAUAUCAUUCUUAACAAUGACAGAUUGCCCACAUUGAGCAGAGAUUUGGGAAAAGAUUUUGCGGUACAGGAGAAAAGUAAAGAGGAGGCUGGCAGGAAACCAGCAGAGGCUUUGGACAUCCAAACAGAGGCUGUGACUGUUUGUGAAUUGCCCAAGAAUGUUGAAAAUCAGCUGAACAAAGAGCCUCUUUCACUGUCAGGAGAAUUUGAAAGACAGGAGAAUGACUCAAAACCAAAUGAAAAGCUGAAUGACGCAGCGGUGGAAAGCACUGACUCACAGAACAGUUGCAAAACGGAGCUCAAGGGCUCAACUAUCGAGGAUGAAGCAGAGAAGGACAUUACAAAAACACAGAAGCCAACAGAUCUAUCAUCAGAGGAGAAAAGUAUACAACUGGAAUCAGAGGAGGGACCACGGACGUAUGUUAUGGACGAGGCAGAGCAGGCAAGAAGUGCACUCCAUGAAAAUACAGCCGGUGUGGUUGAUACAAAGCAGGAAUGUGAGAUCCUCUUGAAAGAAAAUGCAGAGAGGGGUGACAAGGAAAAAGAUCAGCAGAUUAAGACAUCAACUGAGAAAAAUGAACAGGAACAGAAAGUGCUUCUAACCAAAGACAAGAAGGUCAGGGAUAAAGAAGCCAACCAGGGGGACAAACAUGCUGACGUUGUGAUUAAGAGUCAAACUCCAGAACUACAAGCCAAAAGCACUAAAACUACUACUUCUCAAGAAAAGAGUAAAAUAAUGGAUUCAUCGAUGAAGAAUUUACCAAAUGAGAUUUCAAAUGAGACUGCUGUCUCUGAAAUUAGGAGCGUCAAGGAACAGAAGACCUUAAUCCCUAGAGACCAAGAUGUGGACAUUAAAAAAACAGAGGAAAAUGCUCCUAGAUCAGCAGAAUCCAAAUGUCCAAAUGGUAACCUAGUACAGCAACCUGAGACAGAAAAAGCUCCAGAGAAGACAACAGAAAGCCACGUUUUACAAAUGGAUACAACUCAAGAACUAGAAGCAGAAAGCGCAGAAACCCAGAGUGCUGAAGGUACUAAAGAGAAAAUGGAAACAAAGGAGUCAUCUGUAAAGAGUUUGGUGAAUGAGACUGCAAUUGUGAAUGCUAACCGUGAAGUUAGUAUACAGCAAGACCAGAUGUCCAUCAUUGUUAGAGAUCAACAUGAGGACAUAACCAAACCAGAUUUAAACAAAUCAACAGAAUUUAAACGUCAAAAUACCAACCUAAAACAGGAACUGGAAACGGUAACAGGAGAAGCUGCAGAGAAGAUAUCAGAAAGCCAAAUUCAAGAACUAAAGGUUGUAAGCACCAAAACUCAGACUGCGGGUGGAGCUAAAGAGAAGACUGAAACGAAGGAUUCAUCAGUUAAGAGUUUGGUGAAUGAGACCGCAGUUAUAAAUGCUAACAGUGAAGUUAGCAUUCAACAAGACCAGAAGUCCGUAAUUGUUAAAGACCAACAUGAGGACAUAACAAAACCAGAUACAAGCAAAUCAACAGAAUCCAAACGUCCAAAUACCGGCCUAAAACAGGACCCGGAAAGAACAGAAGCUCCAGAGAUGAUAUCAGAAAGCCAAAUUCAAGAACUAAAGGUUGUAAGCACCAAAACUCAGAGUGCUGAGGAAGCUAAAGAGAAGACUGAUACAAAGGAUUCAUCGGUUAAGAGUUUGGUGAAGGAAAUAGCAACUGCAAACGCUAACUAUGAAGUUAGCAACCAACAGGAUCAGAAGUCCGUAAUUGUUAAAGAUCAACAUGAGGACGUAAGAAAACCAGAUACAAGCAAAUCAACAGAAUCCGAAGGUCUAAAUACCGACCUCAAACAGGAACCGGAAAGAACAGAAGCGCCGAAGAAAAUAUCAGAAAGCCAAAUUCAAGAACUAAAGGUUGUAAGCACCAAAAUUCAGAGUGCUGAGGAAGCUAAAGAGAAGACUGAAACAAAGGAUUUACCAAUAAAGAAUGAGACCUCAAUUGUGAAUGCUAACAGUGAAGUUAGCAUCCACAAGACCAGAUGUCCAUACUUGCUAGAGACCAAGAUGAGGACAUAACGAAACCACAGAAAAACAAAUCAACAGAAUUCAAAUGUCCAACUUCUAAGCUAGAAGAGGAACCAGAGACAGUAGGAAUUAAAGUCCAAAGAAGACAACGGAGACACAAAUUUUACAAAAUGGAUACAACUCGAGAACUCCACUCAAUAAGCACUAAAGCUCAGAGUGCUAAAGAUGUCAAGGAAAAGACUGAAACAAAGGAUUCAUCAGUAAAGAGUUUGGUGAAUGAGACAGCAACCUGCGAACGCUAAACUAUGAAGUUAGCAACCAACAGAUUCAGAAGUCCAUAAUUGUUAGAGAUCAACAUGACAAUAUAACAAAACCAGAUGCAAGCAAAUCAUCAGAAUCCAAACGUCCAAAUACCGACCUAAAACAGGAACAGCAAACGGUAACAAUGGAAGCACCAGAGAAGAUUUCAGAAAGCCAAAUUCAAGAACUAAAGGUUGUAAGCACCAAAACUCAGAGUGCUGAGGAAGCUAAAGGGAAGACUGAAAUAAAGGAUUCAUCGGUUAAGAGUUUGGUGAAGGAAAUAGCAACUGCAAACGCUAACUACGAAGUUAGCAACCAACAGGAUCAGAAGUCCGUAAUUGUUAAAGACCAACAUGAGGACAUAACAAAGCCAGAUACAAGCAAAUCAACAAAAUCCAAACGUCCAAAUACCGACCUAAAACAGGACCCGGAAAGAACAGAAGCUCCAGAGAUGAUAUCAGAAAGCCAAAUUCAAGAACUAAAGGUUGUAAGCACCAAAACUCAGAGUGCUGAGGAAGCUAAAGAGAAGACUGAAACAAAGGAUUCAUCGGUUAAGAGUUUGGUGAAGGAAAUAGCAACUGCAAACGCUAACUAUGAAGUUAGCAACCAACAGGAUCAGAAGUCCGUAAUUGUUAAAGAUCAACAUGAGGACGUAAGAAAACCAGAUACAAGCAAA